Molecule: messenger RNA, 1475 nt
Organism: Nomia melanderi (Alkali bee)
Lineage: Eukaryota; Metazoa; Arthropoda; Insecta; Hymenoptera; Halictidae
Gene: dcma
Product: decima
Biological process (GO): vesicle-mediated transport
Cellular component (GO): membrane
Source: RefSeq, a predicted model, not a curated record
AUUAGCAAUCAAACGGCAGAGUCUGCAGCCGAAUAAUGACGGAGUCGCCGAUACCAUCGGUCAGCAACAGUCAAACGCAAACGCAGACGUCGGCCGAGACUCGCGCGCAGAGCCAGCAGCAAGAUGACAAGACCGAGAAGACGGAAAAAGCGGUUCUUCUGCAAAUAGAGGAGAUCAACAGCCAAGUGGCGCAGUUCCGCGACCUGCUGAUAAACAUCGGACAGGCUCGCGACUGUCCGGAGCUGCGGGAGAAAAUCCGAAGGCUGCGUCGAAAUUGCGUGGAAGCGUGUAAAGCCUCGUCCCAGCACAUACUGCCACAAGUACGGAGGACUACGGACAUCGGUAUCCCAGUGGACUGUCCCAAUCUGAUGUUGCUGUUCAAUGUCGUUCAAUUAUUCCUGCGCGAGCUCUACAAGAGCGAGAACCUGAUCCGUAUCGUGCCCAUGGACAUGACCGGGUAUUACGAGUCCCGGACCGGGCCGUCGAACAUCGGCAACGUGAUCUCGCAGAUCCUCCUGUGCAAACAGAUCACGCCGAACUUCCACGAGGAGGAGCUGUGCAGCAUCAAAAAGGACUCGGAGGAAAUUCGAGAGCUGAUCAACGAACUGCAAGAGUUUAUGCCCCAGUCGGACGGCGAUAUAGAGAAAUACAGCGCCCUGCAGACUCUCGGCGGGAAAGGGACUCGGGGGAACGGUCGGCGAGCCCAUCGCUGGAAUCAGAGCAACUUCAGGCCCAGCAGCAGAUCCGCCAGACAAUCGUCCUACUUUCGCGGCGCGCUCAAUCUCUUCUGCUGCACCGCGAGAGCCAACUACGUCUGAAUUAAUCGGAGCGUCGAGCGUGUGUGCCCGUCAAAAGAGCUCGCUACAACUGGAACUCGAAUCCGUCGAUCUUCGAGCGACGAGGACUGCUCCGACGCGGAGGCGCAGGGGAGCGGCAGGCGCGUUCGAUGCUCCCGAGAGCCAGCCGAAGAACCGAACCCGUAAAAGAGUGGGAAACAUCGCCGCGGUAUGGCCGAGGAUUGUAUUGUCUGCCGAAGCGAAGUGGAUGGUUUUAUGGAGGAGCCAGCGCGGACAGAGGGAAAGAGCUGGGGACAGUCAAUAGAGGGUGAGGAGGGAAUGAGAGCAGGAAAAAGGGUACACAAAUUGAGGGAGAAGGAAAUAUUGCUCGGCAGAGGAGAGCCUCUGUUCCGCUGACACUUACUCGGCACUGUCUGGCUCAGUCUGUUAGAGUGGCGAUGGCUUUAACACUGGAACUACCGAACUGGUCAAAGCGACUCGUCUGUAAAUCCUUCACAAUCGAGUCCCUAGAAGCCGAUGUUGUUAUGGAAUGGAUGCAACAUUUGGGCUCGCUGAUCUAACAAACGAAGAACCGAGUAAAUUCGUUAAUAACUGAAAAGAAUAUUUAUUCCAUGAAAAUUGAGAAAAAUCAAGAAAUAUUCCAAAGUCGGCUUAACCGCAUUGACUUCUGGCUUUCGU